Lactuca saligna is the source of this 1134-nucleotide messenger RNA. NCBI's taxonomy places the organism in Eukaryota, Viridiplantae, Streptophyta, Magnoliopsida, Asterales, Asteraceae. The record is from the annotation of a GenBank genome assembly.
AUUAGACAAUUUUUGUUGCAGACUUGUAAGUAAGAUCGAUUAUAUUGGGCUGGACUUAUUGGGUCAAUUUUGAUUCUUGUCAAUGAUUUAGACUCUAUGUACUAUCCAAAUGACACGGCCUAUAUAGAAAACUGAAGCCGAAUAGCCGACAACGAGGAGCUUCUCGUCGCUCCAUUGCAAUCGGAAACAUCUUCCAUCUCGAUUCUCGCAGAUUGCUCUCAUUUCUCUUGAGUCGCUCAUCAUUUGCUUAUAGUAAUCCAGAAAUUCCGUUAUUUCAGAUCCGUCUAAAGCCCCAAAACCCAAGACCCACCAUCAAUGUUCAUCCUCUUAUAAGAAGCUUGCAGCUAUAGACCAAAAAAGAUGAAGCAUUCGAGUUACCUGACAUACAAAUGCAAACAAAUGGCUUUCAUUUAAAAAAUGGGCAGUAGAUUGGGAAGAAGAGUGGUUAACUUUGCCAAUAUCCCAAUAAAGCUUCUCAUGCCCUCUUCUUUUUCAAACAUUACCGAAAUCGCCCUCAAAACCAUCCCCUCUGCUUCAAAGAUUGAAAUCAAGAGAGUUUUGGAAUCAUUAUACGGAUUUGAAGUGGACGAGGUUCGAACCCUAAACAUGGAUGGAAAGAAGAAGAAAAGAGAGGAAAAGAAGAACAUGAUGAGCAAACAGGCUAAAUCAAGCAUUGUUGAAGGUGAUGAAACAAAGAAAACACAUUGGCUUGAUGGUGGUGGGGUUAAGAAACAGACUGGUUAUGGUGGUAGGGAACGGCGGGGUGUGGAGGACCGUCGGAGGGGCGGCGGUGGCACUGAUAGCACCGCCGGCACGUCCAAGUUUCCAUGGACUGCCAUGCGGGCAAAGCAUCUGAUUGCAGAUCGGAGGCGAUUUCAAGCAAACAUAGAGGGCUUCCUUGCCGGCGGCGGUUACGUCGCUGCCGGAUACGACGUUGCUGGCGGAGUCGGAGGCAGAGGCGGUGGUCGGUUGGUGGCGGUUGGGUUGGCCGGUUUACAGACCGGAGAUGCAAAGGAUGGAUUAAUCCCCAUUCCUACAAUGAGCGCUUUACCAGUUUCAAGCAUAAAGUUAAGAAACAAACGAAACCUUAAGGGUUCUUGGCAAUGUGAAUGGCAGCUUGACUAUCGCAUUUGA